AACCAUCCAAAAAAUUCACCACUACCCUUUCUUUCUUUCCUUGGUUCCUCGCUUUCUCUGUUUUUUUGGCUGAUUUAUAAUUUUAAUUUUUCCUCCACGGGACUCUACUGGGCACAGAUAUACUGUAAUUUGCUGCUUCGGCUGCUGUUUUGUGAAACGGAGAGGAAGAAUUAAGAGAAUAAGAGUCCUAUGCUGGGGGACUCAACUGCUUUAGGAGGUGGGGGAGCUAGCUCUGGAGAAGAUGCGGCCGUUGCUGCUGCAUCUGCUGGAGGAGUUGCAGAAGCCCAUGACUGUGGCGAGUCAGCAAUUGCGGCGGCGGGUGGCGGUGGAUCGAAUUCAGGCGAAGAGGGGGGUGGUGGUGGUGGUGGUGGUGACAGAAGCUUCGGCGGUAACCGUUGGCCCCGCCAGGAGACUCUGGCGCUCUUGAAGAUACGCUCCGACAUGGACGUGGCGUUUCGAGAUGCCAGCGUUAAGGGUCCCUUGUGGGAUGAAGUUUCCAGGAAGCUAGCGGAGCUUGGAUACCACAGAAGCGCCAAGAAGUGCAAGGAGAAGUUCGAGAACGUUUACAAGUACCACAAGCGAACCAAGGAAGGCCGGACCGGAAAACCGUACGGCAAAACCUACCGUUUCUUCGAUCAGUUGGAAGCUCUCGAUCAGCACCAUAGCCACCCUCAUCAUAAUAACAAUUCUUUAUUGAUUCAAUCCUCUUCUUCUAAUUCCGCUCCUCUACCUGCACCACCGGUCUCCGUCAUAGCCGCCGCCACCCAACCUCCUCCUUCAAUAAUGGUGGCCCCGCAAGUCACGCCUCAUGCUCCUCCUCCUCCUCAUGCUAAUGCCAGUACUGUUCCAUCAAUGAACACUUCAAUCCCUCCAUUUUACCCGCCACCAGCACCGGCAUCAGCAACGACGAUAACAGCAAACCCUACUUUUAUACCCCCGUUCACGAGUAUCCCCACGGAUCUCUUGUCCAAUUCUAGUUCGUCUUCGACGUCGUCAGACGAGACAAUAGAGGCUCGGCGGAAGCGGAAGCGGAAGUGGAAGGACUUCUUUGAGAGGUUGAUGAAGGAGGUGAUAGAGAAGCAGGAGGAGCUGCAGAAGAAGUUUCUGGAAGCCAUAGAGAAACGCGAGCACGAACGCAUGGCUCGAGAAGAAUCCUGGAGAAUGCAGGAGAUGGCCAGGAUCAACAAGGAGAGAGAAAUAUUGGCCCAGGAAAGAUCCAUCGCGGCGGCGAAAGACGCUGCUGUAAUGGCCUUCUUGCAGAAGAUCGCUGAACAGCAGAAUCUCGGCCAACCGGCACCGCCAACAAAUAACAUUGACAUCCCCAAUCCUCCGUUGCAACCCACAGCAGCUCCCACACCACAACCAGCACCUGUCGUUGCUCCGCCGCAGCAGCCACUGCAACCUGUGACGGUGCAACAAUCAACCCCACUUCUUUCUACUCCACCGCCUCCGCCAUCCACCCAACAGGGAAUAAUAAGCAUGGAAAUUGUAAAGAAAAAUGACAAUGGGGAGAACAGUAAUUUGACGAUGCCAUCCUCGGCCUCAUCAUCGAGGUGGCCGAAGACGGAAGUGGAUACUCUGAUAAAACUACGGACAAACCUGGACGCGAAGUACCAGGAGAAUGGGCCGAAGGGGCCGUUGUGGGAGGAAAUCUCCGCUGCAAUGAGGAGACUGGGAUACAACCGUAGCUCGAAGAGGUGCAAAGAGAAGUGGGAGAACAUCAACAAGUACUUCAAGAAGGUGAAGGAGAGCAACAAGAAAAGACCAGAAGAUUCCAAGACGUGCCCGUACUUCCACCAGCUGGAUGCUUUAUACAGGGAGAAGAAUUUCAAGAUGCAGACAGCAAUGCCGCCGCCGGAGAACAUGAUGUCUACGCCGCUCAUGGUGCGCCCAGAGCAGCAGUGGCCGCCGCAGCCUCAGCAGCAAGAUGCGCGGUCGUCGGGGCCCCAGGUGAUGAUAGGAAGCGCGGGAAAUGAUGCAAUGGAAGUAGACGAAGAGGAGGAUGACAAGGAUAGGGAAGAGCAAGAAGACGAGGACGAUGAUGGAGGAAGUGGUACCUUCGAGAUAGUGGCAAGCAAGCCAGCUACUUCAGUGGGUGCUUCUGAGUGAGGGGGGGAGAGAGAGAGAGAGAAAAGAAGAAAGGGCUAAAAAAAUAGGUGAACCAAUCAGGGGGUGAGGUGGGUCAGAGGGUUGUCCGACGUGAGAGGAUUUGCGGCGGCGGAUAUGGCGGACGGGGCGGUGGUGGUGGGUUUGCAGCUGAAGUCGGAUGCACGUAAGUACGGGAGAAUGACACAUGAGCAUGGAGGUGGGGAAGAGUUAUUGGUACUUUGGUGGUCGAAGCUCAUAGUCAAUGAUGAUCGACAUGUUUUGUUUUUACAAAUUUAUUUAUUUAUUUUUGGGGCGAAAUAAAUAAUUUGAGGGAAGAGCGAAAAUUUUAAGAUUUUCAGUUUUCACAAUAACGAAUAAAAGGGAAGGAGAAUAGUUUUUUAUUUUGUAUUUUUUUUUCAACCUUACAUGGUCAUGUUGGUGUAAAUGGGGUAAACGGUUAUUUGGGGUCCUUUUUCUAUUUUUUCCCUGAAACUUUUCUUAUGCUUA
Messenger RNA from Prosopis cineraria, 2595 nucleotides. RefSeq names its product trihelix transcription factor DF1. The record is from RefSeq and is a predicted model, not a curated record. The transcript has 2 exons. Lineage: Eukaryota; Viridiplantae; Streptophyta; Magnoliopsida; Fabales; Fabaceae. Bases 190 to 2109 code for a protein of 639 amino acids.